UUUGAGUUUUUCUGCAUAUCCAAAAUUCGUGGCAAUAUCCCUGAGCAGCAGUCGUGUUUUCAAUUUCAUUUUGGAAACCGGUUAGCGUCGUAAAAAGUAGUGUUUUUAAUUAAUUUAACUUGACAUUGGUUUCUAUAAUGGGUGAAGAAAAUACUUGUGCAAAUGAAGAAGGAAAAGAAAUUUCCGAUUUAGAAGCAAAAAUUAUACGUCAAGUUGAGUACUAUUUUGGAAACUACAAUUUGGCCAGAGACAAAUUUUUAGGCGAACUGGUUAAACAAGAUGAUGGCUGGGUUCCUAUGGAAACCAUGAUUAAAUUCAAACGUUUAAAGAGUUUAUCUGAAGAUUUUGAAGUGAUAACAACAGCCCUGAAAAAAUCUCCUAAUCAAUUGCUUGAGGUUAGUGAAGAUGGCAGUAAAAUUAGACGAAUGCUUGAAAAACCUCUACCAGCAAAUGACGAGGAACAUAGAAGAGAAAGAGAUGAAAGGACACUUUAUGUGAAAGGUUUUAAAAGGACAACAACAUUAGAUGAGCUUCUGGAAUACUUUAAACCUCACAACAGUGAAAAUAUUCUUAUGAGACGAAAUCCCGCAAACAAGACUUUUAAAGGAUCUGUUUUUGUUACUUUUGAAACUAAAGAUGAUUCUGUAAAAUUUUUGGAGAAUAAAUCUUUAAAAUUUGAAGGAAUGGAACUGCUUAGAGAAACAAAGAAAGCCUACAUUGAGCGAAAGGAUAUUUUCUUUGAAAACUUGAGAAAAGAGAAGGAAAAGAAAUUACUUGGAAAAAAAGAUACAGAAAAUAAAAAUGAAGAAAAUGUUGCGGCACCACAACUGGAAAUGAAGGAAGGAUGUUGCCUGAAGCUCACUGGAUUAGAUAAUAAUGUGACUCGAGAAAUGUUAAAAGACACAUUUGGAUCUUAUGGAAAUAUAAUUUAUAUUGACUAUAGUAGAGGCAAACAAAAUGGUAUUAUAAGAUUUGAAGAAGGAAUUGUUCCAGAUAUUGUGCAAAAGAUUCCAGAAGAAGAUGGGCAAAGAAAAGUCAAAAUUGGUUCUUCUAACCCAGUGGUUACUUUAAUUGAAGGUGAUGAAGAAAAAGAAUACUGGAACACCAUUGCAAUAUCGAGAGCAAAUACUUUUGCCUUAAAGAAAGCUGCAAGAGGGCAACAUAGAGGUCAGAAGCAAGGGGGAAAUAAAGGUUGGUUUAAAAAGAACUGGAAUAAAAGAAAGGGAGCAAAUGCUAAUGAUGAAAACAAUGCAUCAGAUCAGAAUAAGAAGAAAGCAAAACUUGACGAUGGUGCUGAAAAUGCAUCAGAGGAGCCACCUAAGAAGAAAGUUAAAUCAGACCUUGAAAGUGGCACAAAAGUUGAAACUGCCGUUGAAUCUUGAUUUCUAUGAGAAUCAUUUUUUUUAAAGACAAAUGAUGUAAUGAAUUCAUUUCAAAAUGCUUUUUGUCUUAAAUUUGACUAACAGUCAAAUACUAUCAUAAAGUAGCUACUUGUAUAUAAAUAUAAAAAAUACUGUUAGCUUUUUACAGACAUUUUUUUACAGUUGGAACUUUGUGUUUUUUUUUUCUAUUUAUGAAAUAUUCAUAUUUGUCUCCAUAUAAAAAAAAACAAUUAUAUUGUAAGAUAAAGCUAUGCUCUAUAGUAUUGUUUUGUAAAAUAUCUAUACUUGUAUUUUUAAGAAUCAAUAAGGCGACAUUCUUUCUAUCAUGUUAAUGAAUUUGUUUACAUUUGAGAGAAAGGUUUUUGUGUUUAUUUUUUUUUACUUUCAAAAACUAUAAUGGAC
This is a messenger RNA of Uloborus diversus, 1784 nucleotides long. RefSeq names its product la protein homolog. Gene Ontology annotation, biological process: RNA processing; positive regulation of translation. The transcript has 15 exons. Bases 138 to 1382 code for a protein of 414 amino acids. NCBI's taxonomy places the organism in Eukaryota, Metazoa, Arthropoda, Arachnida, Araneae, Uloboridae. The record is from RefSeq and is a predicted model, not a curated record. Gene Ontology annotation, cellular component: ribonucleoprotein complex; cytosol; nucleus. Gene Ontology annotation, molecular function: RNA binding.